Molecule: messenger RNA, 2118 nt
Organism: Carya illinoinensis
Lineage: Eukaryota; Viridiplantae; Streptophyta; Magnoliopsida; Fagales; Juglandaceae
Exons: 9
Coding region: 190-1941 (583 amino acids)
Molecular function (GO): protein binding
Source: RefSeq, a predicted model, not a curated record
CUAGGUUCAUCGACUACGGGUGUGCAGACGUUAGAUUUACAGGGCGGCAGCUUCGGAACAACACGUCUUCCAUCGAUCCUAAUUUUGAUCUGAUAUCUACCAACCACCAUCAUACACACGCUCCGGCGGCCACCGGAAUUUAUACCCCGCCAAUUCACCUAUUAGUGGAGGUCUCUAAUUAAGGGCAGGAUGGAAACAAAUAUGUUUUCCCUUAAACUUCUUAGAACUGAUAAUUAUGCGGACUGGAGUAUCAAGGUGAAAAACUACAUGUUGAGUCAAGAUCUUUGGGAUAUUGUUGAAACAAGCUCGGAACCCCCCCAACCAGACGAUGAUGUAGUUGAAUUCGAGGCUUGGAGGAAGAAGAAUGAUAUGGCUUUACAUGCAAUCCAAAGUUCAUGUGGGACGGACAUACUAUCUCAGAUCAAUAAAAUUUCUUCUGCAAAAAGUGCUUGGGAAACGUUGGCUAAAAUGUACAUGCAACUGCAGCAGGGUAUCUACCCCGUGGUUGAGCAAGGAGACUCUUUCCAAUCAAAUAUCUCAGGUAGUCGACAAGAUAUGCCAAGGAGGACUGGAACUAAUCAAAUAGUUGAGAGAGGAAACUAUUCACCCAACCCAGGGCCAGGGAGGGAUGCUUAUGCUGCCUUACUCAAGGCUGUGCGAAAAGGUGAUUCGAACAGUACAAGAGAAUUCCUCAAGCUCCACCCAGGUGCAUUGACAGAAAGAAUAUUGUUUACGGGUGGGAUGGUUCUUCACGCUGCUGUUAAUGCUGAACAGGAACAUAUGGUGGUGGAGUUAGUCAAUAUGAUUUCGGAACAUGACUUGGCAACAAUGCAAGAUUAUGGCGGCCGUACAGCUCUACAUGAGACAACUACUAUUGGGAAUUACCGGAUGGCAGAGUGCCUGAUUACAAAGAACAAGAGCUUGGUCAGCGUUAGAGAUGAUGCCAACAAACUUCCAGUUGUUCUGGCCAUGGACUAUGGGCAUAAAGAAUUGGCUCGCUAUCUCUAUUCUCAAACUCCGUUUGAAGAUUUGGAAGCAGAAAAAGGCCGCCAAGGUGCCACACUUCUUAACAGCUCUAUCUAUAACAGAGAUUUAGAUAUGGCUUGGUUAUUAAUGGAGCGUUGUCCUCAUUUGGCUUUUGCCUUUGACGGACGAGAUAUCUCCCCUUUGGAGGUACUGGCUGUUUUGACCGACGCAUUCGAGAGUGGAACAGGGAUGGUGUUUUGGAAACAAUGGAUCUACAAUCACUGUAUACACAUUUCAAUGAUUUCAUUAGCUCGUGCUGCCGAUCAAUUCUGUUUGAACAUUCAAAAUUAUCAAGAAAAAACUAUCGGAUCAGUGCGAGCUAGUCUAUGGCGCCAACUACCUUCAAGUCUUUUGAACCUCUUGGGAUUCAAGCGAUUAUAUGAAAUGAAGUUGGUACAUCUCCAAUUCCAACAACUUCUAUCUAGUAUGUGUGGAGCGAUUCCAACUAUUACAAGUCUAGAAGAGCGACAUAGGACUAUUGCGCCAGUGAUCUUCCAUGCUAUCAGCAGAGGGAACUUUGAAUUUGUUUAUCAAAUAGUCAAAGCAAAUUUUGAUCUUUUGUCGAUCACUGGUGCUAUUGAAGGAAGGGGCAUGUUCAAUCGGGCAGUCCUGCAUCGUCAACAUAGGAUCUUUAGCCUUAUAUACAGCUCAAAAAGGAAGAAUGUUGUACUAAAUAGGGUAGAUAACUCUGGAAAUACCAUAUUGCAUAUGUCAGGGAUGUUAACGGAACAUACUCCAAUUGAUCACAUAAGAGGUGCAGCUUUGCAAAUGCAGAGAGAAGUUCAAUGGUUUAAGGAGGUGGAAUGCAUUUGCCCUCUCUCUGAUAAGGAAUAUUUAAAUAAAGAUGGUUUGACUCCUAGACAAUUGUUUACGAAAGACCACCAAGAUUUAAGAAAAGAGGAGAACGAUGGAUGAAGGACAUGGCAACUUCUUGUACUGUUGUUGGCGCUCUCAUCAUUACCAUUAUGUUUGCGGCAGCAUUUACCAAUCCUGGUGGUAACAACCAAGAAACAGGCUUGCCAAUUCUCAUGCAUGACAAACUAUUCAAACUCUUUAUAGUAACUGGUUCUAUAUCAUUAUUUUCUUCCUCGA